Ochotona princeps (American pika) is the source of this 559-nucleotide messenger RNA. It is a transcript of the gene LYNX1, whose product is annotated as Ly6/neurotoxin 1. NCBI's taxonomy places the organism in Eukaryota, Metazoa, Chordata, Mammalia, Lagomorpha, Ochotonidae. The record is from RefSeq and is a predicted model, not a curated record.
GCUCCGGGAACAGCUGCCAUGGCCCUCCUGCUGCUGGCCGCCCUGCUGGGCCUCCCUCUGGCCCAGGCUCUGGACUGUCACGUGUGCGCCUACCACGGAGACAACUGCUUCAACCCCAUGCGCUGCCACAUGGUCAGAUACUGCAUGACCACUCGUACCUACUACACCCCCACCAAGAUGAAGGUGAGCAAGUCGUGCGUGCCCAGCUGCUUUGAGACCGUGUACGAUGGCUACUCCAAGCACGCCUCCACCACCUCCUGCUGCCAGUACGACCUGUGCAACACGGCGGGCCUUGCCGUGCCCAGUGCCCUGAGCCUGCUGGUCGCCCUGCUGGCCGCCCUCCGGGCUCUGUUCUAGGGCUGGCUCCAGCUAGGAGACACCCACUCAUCUUCGUGCCCUGGCCACACCUGGCGCCCACAACUGUCUACAGGAAGACCCCCACCCCACCCCGCCUGUCCAACUGAGCUCCUCCCCCAGCCACAGGCAUGUGGCUUGGGCUGAGCUUGGGGAGGGCAUUCCCUUGGGGCCCAGCUGUAGGUGCUCGUGAGUGGGGGGGACG